AUGGGUUCCCGCCAACGCAGAGAUUUGGUUGCAAGACGAAGGCGGGUUGAGGACGAAGGCGAUGAUGAAGGAGCUCAAGAUAUUGCUGAACUUGAUGAUGACUCUUUGUCAGAAGGCUCGAUAAUUAGUGAGGAUGAAGAUAUUCACGAGGGCGACGAACCUAUCGAUGGCGGCAUUGCAAAUAAUGAGACGUCCGAGUCGAACAAGAUGAACGGGAAUGGAUCUAAGCUGAAUGGCGGACAAACAAAAGCUAGCAAUGGUACUACUGAAGCUUCAAAGUUCAUAAAUGGUGCCAAUGAUAUGGAAAUGAUGGUUAACGGACCCAAAAGCUCUGAACCGGUACAAACAGUACAAUUUGAAGACUUUCGAGAAGACGAGACCAAAGACACCCCUUCACCGGUUAUCGUCACAUCUACUGCUCAAAUGGAUCGACAACAAGAACAGCCUCAUGAAAGACGGAGGAGAGAACAUGAAGAAUACAAGAAAAAGAGAGAUGCGGAUCCAGCGUUUGUGCCAAAUAGAGGAGCAUUCUUUAUGCAUGACCAUCGUCAUGCUGGUCCUGCGGCGAAUGGUUUUAGGCCAUUUGGCAGGGGCAGAGGUGGUCGGGGUCGGCCCGGUAUUGGAGGGCCAUAUGCACCUAUCAAUCACAUUUCACAACCUCUAGAACCCACCGAUGUUCAAUGGGCACACGACAUGCACGAAGUAAUAACUGAACCCGUACCAAUAUCUACAAAUGGAGCUUUGAAUGGAUCCCAAAGAUCAGCUCCAGCUCCAAAAUCCGCACCUCUCAAUCGAUCACUUUCCACUACGAAGCAUAUUGGAAAUGUACAAAUCCGUGUGUUCUUUGGAGAUAUGGAAAACCCUGUAUUAUUUCCUGGAAUUCCAGUGAAGCAAUAUACGCGUCUACCUGAUCAUCGACCACCACUUCGUCGAGAUAAACCUGUUCGAAUGUCCUUACCUGACCAUCCACCACGUUACAUAUUCCCUGCUGUCGAUAGGUCAUUCAUAUUCAUCCCAAGAGCUAUGCGACCUAAUCAACAAGGGUUUGGUGGACGUGGCAGAGGCAGAGCUGGUCUUGGAUCCGUCGGUGGUUAUUCGAGACGUACAAGCGUUUUUGGUGGUAGCGUUUACGGAAGUACUCACACUCCAAGCGUUGCCAUGAGUCGUCGUUCGUCCCUUGCACGAGAGGUCAAUCGAGAAAACCUUGUUUCACCCAGUGGAUCAACAAUGUCUAGGCCACAAAUCUCGAUGGAUUCAUCAAGGCCUGUGGUAAAAUUACCGCCAUCAAGCCAAGCUGCACAACCUCAACAAUUUCAGGCACCUGAGUCUGGAGUAGCUAAUGGAUCUUCACAAGUCUCUUCUCUCGACAAUGUUCCACAACCUCAAACCUAUCCUCUCCCCCAGAAGCCAACCCUUCGGGAAAAUCGUCCAAAUACAAUUCCAAUGCAUCAACCUCGACCUCAGAAGACCGUCUCUGUGGCCGACAUUGAAUCACCCGCAUCCAUGUCAUUCAAUCCUCCCCAGCAAAGCCAACAGCCAUUUCAUCAACAAGUUCCCAUUCAAAUCAAUGGAAACAGUUAUUCGCAUGAUAACGUUCAACAUUCCCGUCAACCAUCCUAUCCAAGUCAAGCUUCAACUGGUACACCAUUAUCACAAAUUCCAGAAAGAGCUAUCCACGCACCAGCUUUCCAACCCAACCCUUAUCAACAACCAGCCUCCAACUACUACCCACAAACUUACCCCGUUUUGCAGCCCCCACAAGGAUAUUACUACCCUCAAACCUUUAAUGCACCCAUGGCCUCAACAGUUGGUACGACUCCUUUUGUACCCGCACAACAGCAGCCACAACAAACAUAUAAUCCACCUGCACCUCAAUCCGCUGAAGCUUCGACUUCACAAGCACCUCAAAAUUUGGUUGCUCAAGAAGUCAAUGGAAUGGUGUAUUAUUAUGAUGCUGCGCAAAUUCCGGCUGUUCCAAGUUUUCCAGCCGGCUAUCAACAACCUCAACAAUAUCCUAUGCAACAAGUAGGAGGUGUAGUAGGAAUGGGUGGUAUGAUGACACCAAGUCCGGAUGGUUUCUACUAUCCGCAGCAACAAGGUGUGGUGUAUUACACACAAUAA
This is a messenger RNA of Botrytis deweyae, 2121 nucleotides long. RefSeq lists its product as uncharacterized. NCBI's taxonomy places the organism in Eukaryota, Fungi, Ascomycota, Leotiomycetes, Helotiales, Sclerotiniaceae. The record is from RefSeq and is a predicted model, not a curated record. Bases 1 to 2121 code for a protein of 706 amino acids. Gene Ontology annotation, cellular component: exon-exon junction complex. The transcript has 2 exons. Gene Ontology annotation, molecular function: mRNA binding. Gene Ontology annotation, biological process: mRNA processing.